CGUGGCAGAUUGUAACGGUAAAAUUUCAGUUCGUUCUCUCCAAAGCACCGUAUUCAGAAUCAAUUCAUUUUCCGAGAAGCAAUCAGCGAAGAAUCAUUGAGAAGAUGGGAGUGGACGAAGUACCAAUGGAUGAUAAAGCCAAGAGAAUGAGAGAUCUGCUAUCGAGCUUUUACGCUCCAGAUCCAUCUGUGUCCGCCGACGCUCCCUCUAAAUCUGCACCCUUAGAUGCAAUCAAUACUGGCUCAUUCGAUGCCGAUCAGUACAUGAAUUUCCUGGUACAAAAGUCAAGUCUGGAAGGCCUUCUGCAGAGGCAUGUUGAAAUGGCAGCUGAGAUUAAAAAUCUUGACACUGACUUGCAAAUGUUGGUUUAUGAAAAUUACAACAAGUUUAUCAGUGCCACUGACACAAUUAAAAGGAUGAAUAAUAAUAUAGUGGGCAUGGAAACAAAUAUGGAACAGCUCCUUGAUAAGAUAAAGUCAGUGCAAUCUAGAAGUGAUGGGGUCAACAGUUCUCUUUUUGAAAAGAGAGAACACAUAGAGAAAUUACAUCGUACGCGCAACCUUCUGCGGAAAGUUCAGUUCAUUUAUGAUCUACCUGCUAGACUUGGAAAAUGUAUCAAAUCAGAAGUCUAUGCUGAUGCAGUCAGGUUCUACACUGGAGCGAUGCCAAUUUUUAAGGCGUAUGGGGAUUCAUCUUUCCAGGACUGUAAGCGAGCGUCUGAAGAAGCAGUGGCCAUAAUUAUAAAAAACUUGCAGGGGAAGCUGUUCUCAGAUUCUGAAUCUAUACAGGCACGAGCCGAAGCUGCAGUGCUUCUUAAGAAGUUGGAUUUUCCGGUGGACACGUUAAAGGUAAAACUACUUGAGAAGUUGGAGCAAUCUCUUGGCGAUCUUCAGCUUAAGGAUGAAGAUAUAAGCUAUUACUUGUUAAAGUCUAAUGAUCCUUCUAAACUAGAAAAGAAUCCUGAGUCAGUUCUUGCCACUGCUCAUGAGGCUUCUGUUCGAGAGUUUGUGGAGGCUGUCCGAGCUUAUCGAGUAAUAUUUCCUGACUCAGAAAAGCAACUAAUUAAACUUGCACAAGCUUUAGUUACCAUGAACUUUGGAACUGCUGAGCAAUAUGGAAAGAAACGAAUACGUUCAGCAGAUUUAUUGUGUGUUCUCCGAAUUAUAUGGAGAGAUGUGCUCCUGAUGGAUGAAGCGUUACCUGAAGCUGUUCUCUCUGAGUUUUCGCUGCAGGCUGCCCAGAUCACUGUCAAACAUUAUGUUGCCAGCAGAUAUUCUCAUCUUCUACAGGAUAUAUCAGAUGCCCUGACAAAAGUUUAUGUUGGACAAAAGGAGGGAGUGGAGGAACAUCCUUUGCAGGUUGCUCUCGAGGGUAGCAAAAAAGCAGUGCUUCAAGGCAGCAUGGACGUCUUACUGGACUUCCGCCAGCUUCUUGAUGAAGACUUAGGACUACUAGUUAAAUUAAAGGACUUGAUUAUUGAUUGGGUUCAAGAAGGAUUUCAAGACUUCUUCAGGGCACUUGAUGAUCAAUUCCUCUUGCUUUCAGGAAGAAAUAAUUCUUCUGGUCAAAUUCAUGGUUUGAUGGAGGGAGCACAAGGUGACAAAGUUCGUGCUGGGCUUGUCUUGGUUCUGGCUCAACUUUCUGUCUUCAUUGAGCAAACUGCCAUCCCAAGAAUCACUGAGGAGAUAGCUGCUUCAUUCUCUGGUGGUGGUGCUAGAGGCUAUGAAAAUGGUCCUGCCUUUGUCCCUGGGGAAAUUUGUCGUAUUUUUCGCUCUGCUGGUGAAAAGCUUCUGCAUCAUUAUAUAAAUAUGAGAAAUCAGAAGAUAUCAGUUCUCCUCAGGAAAAGAUUUACCACACCGAAUUGGGUGAAGCACAAGGAGCCCAGAGAAGUUCAUAUGUUUGUUGAUUUAUUUCUUCAAGAGUUGGAAGCAAUAGAAAAUGAGGUAAAGCAGAUUCUACCACAAGGGUUAAUUCGUAGGCAUCAUCGCACUGACAGUAAUGGAAGCACCACUUCUUCCCGCAGCAAUCCAUUAAGAGAGGAUAAGUUGAGUCGAUCAAAUACCCAAAGGGCCAGGAGCCAGCUUUUGGAAACCCAUCUAGCAAAAUUGUUCAAGCAAAAAGUUGAAAUUUUCACCAAAGUUGAGUAUACUCAGGAGUCAGUUAUAACAACUACAGUGAAACUGAGCCUAAAAAGUUUCCAAGAAUUUGUCCGACUCCAGACUUUUAACCGAAGUGGAUUUCAACAAAUACAAUUGGAUAUUCAUUACCUAAGGACUCCUGUCAGGGAUGCUGUUGAGGAUGAAGCUGCCAUUGACUUUUUGCUCGAUGAGGUGAUUGUUGCUGCUUCAGAACGUUGUCUUGACCCAAUUCCUUUGGAGCCUCCCAUCUUGGAUAAACUUAUACAAGCAAAAUUGGCAAAAACAAAGGAGAAGAAUCCAAUUUCUCAAUAAAUAUUAGAAAUAAAUUGGUGAAGAUGGCAAUAUCGUCUGUAACUACCUAUGGUUCGUCUUUUUAAGGAAUUAAAUGUCUUUCUUGAGGAAUGAUUGGGACGAGAAAUGCCCUUUGCAUCCUUGGACAUCGUUGAGUGGCCAGAUGAUCGGAAGAGUCUGAAAAAUAGGCUAAAAUGUUUCCCAAGUGUAUGUUUUUGUAACCUUUGGAAGAGUAUAGUUGCAGCUUGAAGUCAAAUUAUUUUACCUUGGA
Molecule: messenger RNA, 2700 nt
Organism: Pistacia vera
Lineage: Eukaryota; Viridiplantae; Streptophyta; Magnoliopsida; Sapindales; Anacardiaceae
Product: vacuolar protein sorting-associated protein 51 homolog
Exons: 20
Coding region: 105-2450 (781 amino acids)
Biological process (GO): endocytic recycling; Golgi vesicle transport; Golgi organization
Cellular component (GO): EARP complex; membrane; GARP complex
Source: RefSeq, a predicted model, not a curated record